Molecule: messenger RNA, 1569 nt
Organism: Paramecium tetraurelia
Lineage: Eukaryota; Ciliophora; Oligohymenophorea; Peniculida; Parameciidae
Exons: 3
Biological process (GO): autophagosome organization; protein autophosphorylation; autophagy
Cellular component (GO): autophagosome; cytoplasm
Molecular function (GO): ATP binding; protein serine/threonine kinase activity
Source: RefSeq, a predicted model, not a curated record
AUGAGCUCGUUAAAUCGAACAGUUAAAUAGAUUGGUCAAUAUUAAUACAAUGAGAGACAUUGCUUAGGAGAAGGAGCGUAUGGAAAAGUGUAUUAGGGAAUGGAUAUUAAAACAAAUGAAAUAGUUGGAAUCAAGAAAAUGGAUUUAGUAUUAUUUGAGAGGGAUACUUAUCUAAGGAAUUAGAUUGUUAGUGAGAUUGAGAUAUUAAAGAAGUUUAAUCAUCCAAACAUUGUCAGAUUUAUAGAUCUGAUUACUACUCAAAGAUCUCUUUACAUAAUUACUGAGUUUUGCAAGGAUGGGGAUUUGAAGGAAUUUCUUCAAAAAAGGAGGUUGACAGAAAAAGAGGCUCAAGGCAUCAUGUUAUAAAUUGUAAAUGGAUUCAAAGAAUUAGUUAAACAAGGAGUUAUUCAUAGAGAUCUUAAGCCAGCAAAUAUAUUAAAUCAUGAAGGCAUUGUCAAAAUAGCAGACUUUGGAUUUGCCAAGUACGUAGACAAUUACACAUCAUAAUUAUUAAGAUCAUGCGUUGGUUCUCCAUUAUAUAUGGCACCUUAAAUAUUGCAAAGGAAGAGCUAUUCAACGAAAUGUGACAUUUGGUCAAUUGGAGUUAUAUUUUAUGAGAUGGUAUUCCAUGAUGUUCCUUGGAAGGGAAGGGAUGAGUAGGAUUUGCUCAAAAACAUCUUAAUAAAGCCCUUAGUGUUCAAGGGCAAUCAACCAAUCACUGAUUUUACUCGAGACUUUUUGACAAAGGCUCUGAUUGUAGAAGAAUCUGAAAGGAUUUCGUGGGAUCAAGUCUUUUAGAUGUUUGAAAGUAUGGAAAAGGGAUUAGUUUCCAACAAUCCCACUUUAUAAAAGCUAUAUAAUGAUUAAAAUUUGAGUUGGAUGCAAAAACAAUAAUAAAAAAUGACAGGUGACUAACUAGUUAAGUAAUUAUUAUUUUUGUAACAAAUGAAAUAAAAUAUAGCAUUUCGACACUUUGUUAAUUUCGAGUUGUAUUAAAAAUCAGAUUAAUUGAAGUUACUAUUUAGAAGAGAUUAAUCAUUAGAAGAAUGUAUUGCAAUUCUAUCAAGGCUUGUUCUUGCAUAUAGCAAUUUGUUGAUAUAAUUGAUAGAGGAAACCUGUGAUUCUGGAGAAGAUAUUCUGAUGAAAGGAACUAAGUGGAAUAUUUUAAAUUUCAUCAAGAACGAAUAGGAAUAUUAUAAAAUUUUCUUUUAAAAUUGUAAAGAGCAAUUUUGUAAAGAAACACAAUAUGAAGCUGAAUUAUCAGAUUCUGAUAGAAAUAAAUUAGAAGAUAGUUUGACAACAAAAAUCAUCAAAUUGAUUGGAGAUAAUAUUGAUGAUCUUAAAAAGAAGAUAUCUGAGGGAAUAUUGUAUUAAAAUUUGUUAAUUUUUAGUUAAGAUAGUUUGAUUGCCAUAGAAUUAUUGUUGGAUUAAUAAAUUGCUCAUAAAAAUAUUGUUAAAACAACAGAUUUAGACUUUCAAAUGCUAUUGAUAGAAAAGUAAUAAAGAGAGGAUUGGAGAAAAAUACUAGAUCGCAUAACAAAUAAAUGGAGAUAACUUUAGAAAUUAUGA